This is a messenger RNA of Capsicum annuum, 3697 nucleotides long. RefSeq names its product putative pentatricopeptide repeat-containing protein At1g13630. NCBI's taxonomy places the organism in Eukaryota, Viridiplantae, Streptophyta, Magnoliopsida, Solanales, Solanaceae. The transcript is spliced from 6 exons. The coding region runs from base 85 to 2604 and encodes 839 amino acids. Gene Ontology annotation, molecular function: protein binding. The record is from RefSeq and is a predicted model, not a curated record.
GUUCCAUUUGUCACUCACACAAGACAACCCAAUAAUUCUCUCUCUUAAACCCUAAACCCUUCUAAAACCUCUCUAUUCUCCUAAAUGCUUCCAUUAAUCCUCAAAUCACCCUUUAAAUCUCCAUUAAUCUCCUCCCUAAUCCUCCUUAAAUCCUCUUUCUCCACCACCAACCUCGCCAUCCACCACCCUGAAUCCCCACCCCCUACCCCCACCACCCCCACCCACCCCACCCCCACUUCAAGAAUCCUCAGCUUUUUCCUCCAAACCCAUUUCACUAAAGGCUCUAUAAACCCUUUUAAAGCAAACCCAUCUUUUAAAAAUCUAAUCUUGGAGCUUAAUUUAGUUGAAAUUGAAGGAAUUAUUGAGAAAUUGACUGUUCUUGAUAAUUACGAAAUUGCCAUUGAGUUCUUUUUCUUGUUGAGAAAUGAGUAUGGGUUUAGCCAUUCUAGAGUGAGUUACUUUCUUGUUGCUCAUAUUUUGGCUAAAAAACAAAGGUUUAGAGCUUUGAAGUUUCACUUACAAGACUUGGUUCAAUAUGAAGGCCCUGGUUCAGCACAUUCGAUAUGCGAGCUGCUUUUGAGUCGCUUUCAGAAAUGGCAUUCUAAUCAUGUUGUCUGGGAUAUGCUGGCUUCUGCCUAUUCCCGAUGUCGGAUGGUUGAUGAUGCUUUGUUUGUUUUUGCAAAGAUGAAAGAUUUGAAUAUUCAGGCGUCAAUAAUUACAUACAAUAAUUUGUUGUAUAAUUUGAGGUACACUGAUAACAUCUGGGACGUCUAUGAUGACAUCAAAGCCAGUGGGAUAAGCCCAAGCAUGUAUACUAAUUCCAUUCUUAUAGAUGGCCUGUGCAAACAAUCCUUGAUGGAAAAGGCAGUUGAUUUUUUUCGAGAGACUGAAUGUAGAGAGUCUGGGCCUUCUGUUGUGUCUUUCAAUACUCUUAUGUCAAGUUCCUGUAAAAUGGGUUCCGUAGACGUUGCUAAGUCAUUCUUGUGUAUGAUGUUUAAGAGUGGGUUACAUCCCAAUGUAUAUAGUUACAAUAUUCUCAUUCACGGGUUAAGUGUGGCGGGUGCAAUGGAAGAAGCAUUGGAUUUCGCAGAUGAUAUGGAGAAGCAUGGUUUAGAGCCUGAUGUGGUAACUUUUAACGUCCUCGCCAAAGGAUUUCAUUUGCUUGGUAUGAUGAAUGGUGUCCAGAAGUUUGUUGAUGAAAUGCUUCAUAGAGACGUAAAUCCUGAUAUUUUCACAUAUACAAUGUUGAUCUGUGGAUAUUGCAAGGCAGGUAAUAUUGAUGAGGGUAUGAAGUUGAGAGAGGAGAUGUUUUCAAAGGAGGGGGUCCAUGCCAGUCAUAUCUCAGACAACAUGUUACUUAGCAGUUUGUGUAAAAGUGGACGUUUAGAUGAAGCUUUGAAUUUGUUCCUCAAGAUAGAGAGCAGCGGUCAUAAACCUGAUCCUAUAAUGUACUCGAUUCUCAUUCGAGGCCUUUGUAAGCAAGGGUUGAUUGAGAUGGCUUUUCAAUUGUAUGACGAUAUGUGGUGUAAGAGAAUUCUUCCAAAUAUUGUUGCUCAUAGAUCUAUCCUCAAAAGCUUCUUUGAGAAAGGGUACAUGUGUGAGGCAAAAGUUCUGUUUGAUGCUUUAAUUAACUCUGGUUUAAUAGAUAAUAUUAUUUUGGGUAAUAUUAUGAUUGACGGAUACGCAAAACUUGGUGACAUCGAUGAGGCUGUUCAGGUAUACGAACUAAUAACAGGGAAUGGAGUAUCGCCAAGCAUAGUUACAUUCAAUUCCUUAAUAUAUGGGUUCUGCAAAGCCAGAAUGUUGGAUGAUGCAAAAAAGUGGGUUGAUACUAUUUUUGCACAUGGGUUGAUACCAUCAGUGAGAACGUACACAACUCUUAUGGAUGCCUAUGGUGAAGAAGGAAAAAUACAAGCCGUUUUUGAGUUGCUUGAGGAAAUGAAAGCAAGGGGCAUAGAACCAACUCAUGUUACUUACACAGUGAUAAUGAAAUGCCUUUGUAAAAGAAGGCAGAUGCAUGAGUCUGUCCAGAUACUAAAGAGUAUGUUACCGGAUGAUUUUCAGCCUGAUGAAGUUUUUUACAACACCAUUAUUAAAAUUUUAUGCGAAGCUCGAGAUAUGAAAGGUGCUUUCCAAUUACAUAAAGAGAUGGUGGUGCACAAAAUCCAGCCAAGUCGUGCCACGUACAACAUUCUUCUUAAUGGUUUAUGUACACAUGGAGAGCUAAAGGAUGCUGAGGAACUGUUUUCUACACUCCAAGAUGUUGGCUUGAUGAAAUGUGAUUACACCAUUCUAAUAAAAGCGCAUUGUGCAAAAGGAUCAGUGCGUAAGGCAGUGAUUAUGUUCCAAAAGAUGAUUGAGAAGGGCUUUGAAAUCUCUGUUAGAGAUUAUAGUGCUGUGAUUAAUAGGCUGUGCAAAAGAAACUUACAAGCUGAUGUGAAGAUGUUUCUGCGUAUGAUGUUGUUUCAUGGUGUUUCAGUUGAUUCACAAAUUUGUUUUGUUAUGCUUAACAGUUUCCUUCGUAUUCGUAAUCAUAAUUAUGCAUUCCAAUUGUCUGCUUUGAUGAUUAAGUGUGGGUUAGAUGGUGAUUCUAAUUGUGGUUAAGUGCGUGAGACACUAAUUUAGUCUGGUUAAUGUGCUCUGCUGCAAUAUGUGAGCUUCUUGGUUCAUAUGAUGUUACCAGAAGAGUUCCUAGAAGCUGGAACAUGAUUUUAUAAGCUAUUUGGACCUAUUCAAUAGCCCAUGCCCAGCUUAGUUUGUUUUGGUUGAAAAGGUUUGUAGUUGCACUGACUAUGCAGUUACAUGGGCUUAAUAGACGAGGUCAUAGGGAAAUUAAUGCCGCUGACAAGCACAUUUUGUAUUGAGAAAAGACGAAGGACUUUGGCAUCUCUGUAAGAAAAGUUAACAGGGCUGUGGUGGUCCUGUUAUUGUCACAACUGUUGGUAUUCGCUUCUGUCUCAGGCAAAUGAUCCUCAGAAACACAUAGCUAGCUGUCCCUUUGGAUUCUAGUCUUCAGCAGCCAAUGGGGGCAUGCGAGUUGUAUGAACGCUGGAGCUGUUUUGGCUCGCGUUCUUGGAGAUGAUUAAUGGCAUCAUCUGAGUUGAAGGAAGAAUAUAUGAAAUCAACGGAGAAUCUAGAAAACUGGUGGUUCGCUUCAUGCAAAUACGAGGGGUUUAUAGAAUGGUUACUGGAUUCGUUGACACAAGCACUAUACAGAUUGCUAGUCUCCAUCUUUCACAGGCAACUAUCUCUGUGCAGAUUAAAUUUGAGGGAACAUGCUAAUAGGGGGUGAAUGGUCUCAUGUCCAUCUGUUGCAAAGCUAUGAAGCAAACAGCAUUUGAGAUUAGGCAAACUAUAGCAUGGCGCGAUACCAAGUCAAAUCAAGGUGAUGAAUAGCAGACGGGCACUUCCAAUAAAGUACUUCAUUGAGGAAGACAUAAUUACAACAAUCCCAUGGUUUAUUCGGGCACUUCUCAUCGAUUUUUCUCCAAGAGUUGGUUCCAAGAGUUCAUGUCAUAACCUUUCGUUUUCAUGCUAUAUACAAAAUUAAGCAAUUUGUAUUUUUCCAUAUGCGGAUCAAAUCUCAAUAACAACUCAGGCGGAUCAUGUCGUGGAAAUCUUUUAACAGAGAAUGUCAAAACUUUCAUCUCCCCUGUGGUGAUAUUAUACAAGAAAGUUUGUGUAUCUUUGUAGGCAA